UUUGAUGAACGUCUCCAGAGUGAUGAGGGCACCCUGCUGCUGUUUUCCGCUGAUGUGUGCACGACUGGUGGAGGUGAAGCGUAUAUAUUCAGAGAGGUGACGGUCAGAGUGGACGGACGAGGCUCUUGGUACCACACUGUCUUAACACAGCAGCACACAUCAACAUGGAAGCAGCCAUCAACACUCUGACCACCCAGUUCAAGAGCUACGCUGGGAACGAUGGAUCCGCCAGCACCCUCAGCAAAGAGGAGUUCCGCAGUCUGGUGACUUCACAGCUGCCAAACCUGGUCAAGAACGCCAGCGACCCCGGAGUGAUCGACCAGCUCAUGGGCUCGCUGGACGCAAACAACGACGGCGAGCUGACCUUCACCGAGUUCUGGGAUCUGAUUGGGAAACUGGCGAGCAAAGAGGGAGGCUUCAGCCAGUAGAGCUCGCCAUCUUCUGUCACUCUGAGCCGAUUGUGCAACAAGCGACCAAUCGACUGGCCCUCCGGCUGUAAACACAGCAGCAUUUGAAAUUCUUUUAUCGCUACACCAGUGCCACAUCUGUAACUCUUUAGUUAACCAUUUGUUGAAUGCGGGGAACUUUGAAUUAAAGGCUUCAUUGUCGUUGAACCCUCAACCAAUCGA
Messenger RNA from Amphiprion ocellaris (clown anemonefish), 629 nucleotides. It is a transcript of the gene s100a11, whose product is annotated as S100 calcium binding protein A11. Gene Ontology annotation, molecular function: calcium ion binding; transition metal ion binding. Gene Ontology annotation, cellular component: perinuclear region of cytoplasm. The record is from RefSeq and is a predicted model, not a curated record. The coding region runs from base 165 to 428 and encodes 87 amino acids. Lineage: Eukaryota; Metazoa; Chordata; Actinopteri; Pomacentridae. The transcript has 3 exons.